Messenger RNA from Fusarium oxysporum Fo47, 2649 nucleotides. Its product is annotated as kinase-like domain-containing protein. Gene Ontology annotation, biological process: protein phosphorylation. The transcript is spliced from 4 exons. Gene Ontology annotation, molecular function: protein serine/threonine kinase activity; ATP binding. The record is from RefSeq and is a predicted model, not a curated record. NCBI's taxonomy places the organism in Eukaryota, Fungi, Ascomycota, Sordariomycetes, Hypocreales, Nectriaceae. Bases 396 to 2303 code for a protein of 635 amino acids.
CCUUCUCCCAUCCAUCCCCCGUAUCCACCUCAUUCAUAUCUCGGCUGGUCUUGUCUCGGGCUCUUGUGCUUCGCCUCCUCCUCAUAUUCAAUCUCUGCCAUCUUUGUUCAAUUUGAACCUCCUUUCCCUUCCAACCAGUCGGCGCACAGUCUCCUUUCGUCUCGUCGACUUGCGAUCUUUCAUACAACCAAACAGCGGCCGGUUUACGCUUCCACGCAUGCGGGGUUACAAAUCAUCCAUUUGUUGAACACUCUGCCACGCUAUCAGCCUCUUGCUUGAUCAGGAGUUUGUCAGCGCGCAGUGAACACUCGUUGCUUGACCCUUCGAUCCUGCGACACUUGUUGGCUGUCGAUCCUUGACCCCAACCAUCAAAUACCUCGUUGACAUCAACAACAAUGUCUUGGAAGCUUACCAAGAAGUUAAAGGAAACCCAUCUGGGUCAAUCCUUGAGUCCUUUCUCUCGAUCCCCCUCUACUUCAACCAUCACCGAAAAGGAAAAGGAUGGCCAGGCUAGCGGCGCUGUUACGCCUACAACGGAAAAUGCCAUAGCUGCCUCUGAGGCCAUGACACAGGCCCCUGUUGUUAAGCCCCCCAAGCCCGGUAUUCUCGUUGUCACCCUCCACGAAGGUCAAGGAUUUUCUCUUCCUGAACAGCACCGAAGUGCUUUUGCCUCGUCACACCAAGGAUCGAUGUCUUCGUCCAACGCUCUUGGAAUGUCUGGCUCUGUUCGACCAGGAUCUUCACAACGUGUCGCCGGAUCAUUUGUUAACGGCAGUAACCGACCGCACUCUUCCGCUGGCGGCUUCAACGGCAUCCCCACCAACCACGGCCGAAUUUCCGGAAAGUACAUGCCUUACGCCCUCCUCGAUUUCGACAAGGUCCAGGUCUUUGUCAACUCGGUCGAUGGAAACCCUGAGAACCCUCUGUGGGCUGGUGGAAACACCCAGUACAAGUUCGAUGUGUCAAGAGUGACAGAGCUCGUCAUCCAUCUUUACAUGCGCAACCCGAAUGCGCCACCCGGAUCUGGACGAAGCCAGGAUAUUUUCCUCGGUGUUGUCCGCAUCAACCCCCGAUUCGAAGAGAGACAGCAAUACGUGGAGGACCCCAAGGCCAGCAAGAAGGACCGCGAGAAGGCUGCUGCUGAGCACGCAGCGCGCAAUGGUCACCAAGGAGCCGAGUGGGUCGACGUGCAAUAUGGCACUGGUAGAAUCAAGGUUGGUGUCGAGUAUGUCGAGACUCGAGCAGGUAAGCUCAAGAUUGAAGACUUUGAACUACUCAAGGUCGUCGGCAAGGGCAGUUUCGGCAAGGUCAUGCAGGUACGCAAGAAGGACACAAACCGAAUCUACGCUCUCAAGACCAUCCGAAAGGCGCACAUCAUAUCGCGAUCCGAAGUUGCCCAUACACUCGCCGAGCGAUCUGUGCUGGCACAGAUCAACAACCCUUUUAUCGUACCUCUCAAGUUCAGUUUCCAGUCACCGGAGAAGCUUUACUUUGUUCUCGCCUUUGUCAACGGAGGCGAGCUGUUCCACCACUUGCAAAAGGAGCACCGAUUUGACGUCAACCGAUCCCGCUUUUACACUGCUGAGCUUCUGUGCGCCUUGGAAUGUCUGCACGGCUUCAGCGUCAUUUACAGAGAUCUCAAGCCCGAGAACAUUCUUCUGGAUUACCAAGGCCAUAUCGCUCUUUGCGACUUUGGUCUCUGCAAGCUCGAUAUGAAGGAUGAGGACCGCACCAACACAUUCUGUGGUACACCCGAGUACCUCGCCCCAGAGCUGCUGAUGGGCCAAGGUUACAACAAGACAGUCGAUUGGUGGACUCUUGGUGUUUUGCUGUACGAGAUGUUGACAGGUCUGCCACCUUUCUACGAUGAGAACACCAACGAGAUGUACCGCAAGAUUCUAUCAGAGCCUCUUCACUUCUCUGAUGUGGUUCCCCCAGCUGCCAAGGAUCUCCUUACCAAGCUUUUGAACCGCAACCCUGAGGAGCGACUUGGUGCCAAUGGAUCAGCUGAGAUUAAGGCGCAUCCUUUCUUCCAUGCUAUUGACUGGAGGAAGCUUCUACAGCGCAAGUACGAGCCUACAUUCAAGCCCAGUGUGGCCGACGCUCUGGACACUGCCAACUUUGACCCCGAAUUCACAUCUGAAGCCCCUCAAGAUUCUUAUGUCGAGGGCCCCAUGCUCUCUCAAACCAUGCAGAACCAAUUCCAAGGAUUCAGCUACAACCGUCCGAUCGCUGGACUCGGAGAUGCAGGCGGCAGUGUCAAGGAUCCAUCAUUUGUCGGUAGUUUGACAGAUAACCGAUAAAUCGCUGGGUUGGAAGAGAGACAACGGGUAGACAGCGAGCAGGACUGGCUGACUCGGACAUGGUAUCAGUCUUGUCAAUGAGCCGGCUGAGGAGGGGAACACGUGUAAGCCAUGAUAAGGACAGCCUAGGAGGUGGAAACCUAGAGGAUGAAUGUAGAUAAGAAGCCUUUAUUUGCUUUGGCGUGUUGGAGUUUGAUACACUCGUUAGUUCUGUGGAUAUGUCAUUCUGUCAAUGUAGAUUGUCUUUCCGUAACUUUGUAUCGUUGACUCUGCUGUUCAUUGUCCAUUCUUCUUUACUUGUGACAAUGCUUGUUGUUUCGAUCAUUGUUCUGCGAGGCCAGCAUGC